Xenopus laevis (African clawed frog) is the source of this 2369-nucleotide messenger RNA. It is a transcript of the gene gipc3.L, whose product is annotated as PDZ domain-containing protein GIPC3-like. The record is from RefSeq and is a predicted model, not a curated record. The transcript has 6 exons. The coding region runs from base 56 to 1069 and encodes 337 amino acids. Lineage: Eukaryota; Metazoa; Chordata; Amphibia; Anura; Pipidae.
CUCAGCCUGACAGUCAUUGUGUCCCACAUACACACCCCUUCCUGGCAAGGGAAGGAUGCUGCGCAGCUCAGGAAAAACAGCAAAGGGGACACAACAAUCAGAGACAGGCUUCAUGGAGAACGGUGUGGCCCCUGAGCAGAAAGAAUGCAGAAGGGAAACGCAGAGAAAUAAAGAAGGAGCAGAAAAUGUGCCGGCUGCUCCAGUGCAAAGCCAGCCAACACCACACCCUCCCCGGAUAAGACCAAGGUUGGUGUUUCACACUCAGCUGGCACAUGGCAGCUCAACAGAAAGGAUUGAAGGCUUUACCAAUGUCAAAGAGCUUUAUGCUAAAAUUGCAGAGGUGUUCAACAUCUCUCCAACAGAGAUCUUGUUCUGUACCUUGAAUACACAUAAAGUAGACAUGCAGAAGCUGUUGGGCGGCCAGAUUGGGCUGGAGGAUUUCAUCUUUGCUCAUGUCAGAGGUGAAACAAAAGAGGUAGAGAUAACCAAGACUGAAGAUGCCCUAGGCCUAACCAUCACUGACAAUGGAGCUGGAUAUGCUUUUAUCAAGAGGAUUAAGGAAGGCAGCAUUACUGACAGACUGAAAAGUGUGAAUGUGGGUGACAUUAUAGAAGCCAUAAAUGACCAGACAAUUGUGGGAUGCCGGCACUAUGAAGUUGCCAAGAUGUUGAGAGAGUUACCAAAAUCAGAGACAUUCACUCUGCGAUUGGUCCACCCAAAACGUGCUUUUGAUAUGAUCGGACAGAGAGGAAGAUCCAGCAAGUGCUCAACUGAAACUAAAGUGUCAAGUGGAAGAGAAACGCUCCGCCUGCGAAAUAAAGGCAUGGCCACUGUGGAGGAAGUGCCGAGUGAAGUAGAAGAAGAGGCAUCAUGCAAAGUGGAUGACUUGUUAGAAAGCUACAUGGGGAUCCGGGAUGUUGAUUUGGCUUCAACGCUGGUUGAGAUUGCCAAAGAGAAACAAAAUCCAGAAGAGUUUGGCCGGGGACUGGACUCCGUGUUGGGCGAGUUUGCUUUCCCAUCUGAGUUUGUUCUGGAAGUGUGGGAUGCAAUUCAUCAAGCAGAAAACUGAAGUUUCUAUUCGAUUAAUAUUCACAUUCAUGUCCAGUUUCCUUUGAGACUCACUUUUCACAAUAACAAAAAAACUCCUACAUGGAAUUUAUUUGUGUCUUUUGACUAUUCUCUGUUUAAAAUAACAUAUUAACUGUGGAAAGAUUAUGCAGCCAUUGGUAAGAUUAGUGACUCAUGACUCUUUCAUGUUCUGAAAAUCAACAACAAUAUUUAUGAAUUGCUAAGAGCAAUAAAGAGAAAGUCAAAGGACCUAAAUUUACUUAACACAUAUACACAGAAUCAAAUGUGUUUAUAACACAUGCCUAACAAACUGUGCAAUAUGCUACCUUGUUUCUUCAUAUGGUUUGUUAACCAUUUAACACUUAAGUGUCUUUUUCCCCAAGUUUGCUGAAUGCUUAGUUUUUCUUAGUGCUCCAAAACGUCACUGUUUUUAACUUAUUAAUGUUAAAUAUGAACUAAACCCCAGAACCAUUCUGUCCAUAUAGUUUGUAUGAAUGCACAAUGUGUCUGUGUCAUUUACUAGUUCAAUGCAACUUAGGUUAUGCUCCAACAAAGUCCCUUAAUUAUCUGGGGUUGCUUCUGUCUCAAGUGUAUCUGCCAAAAUGGUAACAGCACGGCAAGUUGCUGGCACACAUUAGUAAGUGUUAAUUCAAACAUCCAAACAUUAUAACCAAGAGGUUAACGCAGAAGCAUUCAGGAAGAGGGUUGAAAAACUGAAAAAGUCCCUAACUUCCUUAAACACUGAUUCAAACUUGCUUAUUAGCACUGUCUACUGUGUUUAUUCACUAUGGAGAAUAAGUUAUUGUAAUGUGUGGUUAGUUUAAAUCAAGAGUAAAGGGUAUUGUAAUAAUGUUGCUAAGUUUGUAGCAGGUCUGAUAAUGCCUAGCAACUUAUCACCAUGUAGCAUUUACAGGUCAACUAUUUGAAAGAAAAACCUGGUUGUGAUGCGUUAUUAGACCGAUUGUAAACGUUGCAACUUUAAGUACAAGUAUGAAACCAUGAGCUUGCAUUUAUGUCACUAGUAGUUCUCUGUGAGUGAGUAAUAGUUUUCAGUUUUUCACUAAUAUGCUGUGUCAUAAUUUUAUCUAUGUAUUUUUUUUAAAUUUCUGUAGCAUAAAGGCAUAACAAUCUCGAAAGCUAUUUCUUUGUAUUGAGCCUGAUGUUUUGAGAUUAUUUAAAAACAAAAAAUAAAUUGUGUCAAUAAGUACAGAGAACUGCAAAAUAAAAUACUGCUUGAGUUCCAAUUACUUACAUUGAUGAAAUGUUUAAUAAAAUAUGCAUCUUCAUGGAACGGGACCCUG